Molecule: messenger RNA, 2066 nt
Organism: Theileria parva strain Muguga
Lineage: Eukaryota; Apicomplexa; Aconoidasida; Piroplasmida; Theileriidae
Exons: 1
Coding region: 1-2010 (669 amino acids)
Source: RefSeq, a predicted model, not a curated record
AUGAGAAUUAAUGGUAUGUAUAAGUAUCUAACAGUUUACACAAUAUUUUGUUUUUGUUGGAAGUCCGUGGAUUCCACUCAUACUAACGGUGUAUUAACCCAACCAAAGAAUCAACAUGAUUUAAAUCAAGUAGAAAAUCAACAAUUUUCAAAGGCAGCUGAUCUAGAUCAAUCAGACUCACAAUUAUAUGCGUCAUAUGUAAAUAUUUAUACCAUUGAUGAAGAUUCUAAUGAAUUGGUUGAAAAUGACACGGAUAGAUACUACGUGGAUGAAUAUAAAUCUACCUUCUAUUUCAGAUUUUAUCACGACUCAAAGUGUGUUGAACUAAACUAUUUGGGAAAGCAAGUAUGGAAGCAUGAUAAUACGGAAUAUGGUGACGAAUACCCCAAAGAAAUCUUUUUUCAAAGAGUCACCAAGAGAAUUAUAAUCAACUAUCCAACAUUAUACCUUUCCUACUCUUACAGAAAUCAUAAUUGGAAAUUUGAGUCAAAAGUUGAUUUGAAAAUUGUUUUUGAAAAUGGACUUACAAUUAUCACAUCAGAUAACAAAAAUCUUUCUAAUCCAAAGGUAAAUGAUACUUCCAAUUUUAAGGUAAAAUUGCACGAUUACGUAUAUCAGUACGUUAUUGAAGAUAAUGUGAAGUGUGUCGAAGUUAAAUUAGGAGAAAAGAAUGUAUGGAAAUAUAAAACUGAAGAAUACAAAAGGGGAUUUCCUACAUCUUUAUAUUUCCACAGAGAUUUAGGAUUAAUCUUCAUGGACUUUAAUGAUAUGUCCUCAAUGUUCAGGUGUAAUGAAACUACGUGUAAAUGCAUAGGAAACAAUCCCAUGAAAGGAAUAUCUGUAUCGGAUUUAAAAAUUCAUACUAUUGACCCCUACAAUUAUUCCAAAAUUAAUGAAAAUGAUGAAACCCAGUACGAAAGAAAGGAUACAGGAUAUGGAUAUAUCUUCAAUUUGAAUGAAAAGGCCAAAAUGAGAGAACUUUUAUAUAAAGACAAAGUUCUGUGGUACUACGGGUAUAAAUCUAAACAAGAAUACCCCAAGUCUGUCUUUUUAAAUACGUACUUGAAGAUGAUAGCCGUGAAAUUUUCAAACUAUCAUCUAGUUUACAUGUAUCUUCAUAAAUGGAGGUACAUAUGCAAAUCUUCCAGCAUGACACUCUCCGAAUCUGAUGUCAAAAUAUACACUAAAAUCGGCCCUGAAGUAAAGGAGAAUGAUCAAGAAAGUUAUGAACUCGUCAAGUACCCCUAUGGAUACGCUUUAUCGUAUAACAUUAAAACCAACGCUAACUUAGUUCAACUCAAAUUUAAAAAUAAAACCGUUUGGAAACAUAAUCCAAGAAAAUUAGGCCAAAAUUAUCCCAACAAUAUCUAUAUAAAUAGGGAUAUGAAGAUGAUCAUACUUACCUCCCCAAAGUUUAUUUACGUUUACGUUAAUCUUGACAAGUGGAGAAAAGUAUUUGAAAGCGUUGAUAAAGACAUACUGCAGACAUCGACUGAGUAUUCCACUGAUAGUAGUUCCAGUAGUAGUGGCACUAGUGAUUCAGAAACCUCGGAUGAAGAUAUUUCUGAAACUGAACAAUCAUCAGAUUCUAAACCAACAACCAGCCAAAGAUUCCCAGCUGGAUAUUCAACUGAUAGUACACCUAGUAGUAGUGAUAUUGGUGAUUCAGAGAGCUCAGAUGAGGAAACCUAUCAAGUUGAGCCUCCUAGAAAAAAGAGAUAUACCAGAGGUAAACCAAGACAAGUCGCGGUUUCAAGGAGGGAAUCUGAUACAUCUGUAACUGAACCAACUUCAAAUGAAACUAAAGAAAACAAGGAUGAAGUUCUAGUUAAAACUGAAAGGUUGGAAAGAGGACAUACAAAGGAAUAUGUUUUGGGUAUUGUAAUUGCAGUGGUCUUGUUAAUCCUUGGAGCAGGACUGGGAUUCGCUUUGUAUCACACCAGAAAAAUUAAAAAAUCCAGAAAUGCAUCAAGUUUUAGCAGUGAAAUUGAUGAAAUUACGGUGUUCUAAUAAGUGGAAGAUUCACACCCCUCUCUUAAUUAAUCCAGUGUAAAAUUGUUGUAGCA